GAAGACGAGAAGAAGGAGAAGGAGCUUCCCAUAGAGAAAAUCCGUAUCGAUGCUUUAGAUAGUAUCGCAGAAUAAUAAACGCUGUUUGAUAGUUCAGCGGGUUUCCAGCCAUGGAGUUGUCUGAAAUACUGUACAACAAAGCGGAGUACAUUGAGACGGCUUCUGGCAACAAAGUGAGCAGACAGUCGGUACUAUGUGGGAGUCAAAACAUAGUCUUGAACGGCAAAACUAUUGUUAUGAAUGACUGCAUCAUCAGGGGGGACCUGGCUAACGUCAGGGUGGGCAGACACUGCGUGGUGAAAAGCCGGAGUGUUAUUCGACCACCUUUCAAAAAGUUCAGCAAAGGGGUGGCUUUCUUCCCGCUGCACAUUGGAGACCACGUCUUCAUCGAGGAGGACUGCGUGGUCAACGCAGCACAGAUUGGUUCCUACGUCCACAUUGGGAAGAACUGUGUCAUAGGUCGCCGUUGUGUGCUAAAGGAUUGCUGCAAGAUCUUAGACAACACCGUGCUUCCUCCUGAGACAGUGGUGCCACCUUUCACCGUUUUCUCUGGAUGCCCAGGUCUGUUUUCAGGAGAGCUCCCAGAGUGUACACAGGACCUCAUGAUUGAUGUAACCAAAAGUUACUACCAGAAGUUCAUGCCCCUCAGCCAGAUAUGAGUCGCACUCUUAAACUCUCAGCCAGGACCUCUUCCUUUGUUCAGCCAGCCACACGUUGGGGGCUCUCAUCAGACUCUUAAGAGCUCACCUUUUAUCUUUCAUCGACCCGAGGCCUUGAGUUUAAUUUCCCACGAAAAAACCCCCAUCAUUUAUUAAAGUCAGAUUCAGUUGCACAAAGCUACCAUGUGUUGGCAGCUCCAAAUUUCUGAGAAAUAAAAUGAAAUCCCGUUAGAUGUCAUUCUGAUGCUUUGCCCUGUCACUGCAUCACGGAGAAAAACUCGAGGACCUCCGUGUGGCCUCUGAUCAUCGCGGUCUUUACCUGAUGGCUCUCUGAGAGCAGCUGCAGAUGAGGAUGAAUAGGUGGAGGAGCUACGAAGGACGCAAGAACACGGCUUUUAAUAUUGAACACCCACGGACCAAACAGUAGCAACACUAGUCCUUUGAGGAUGUUGGCUGAACGUGCGUAUCAUUCAUAUCAGCAGAAGACACAUUAAUUUUACUAUGGCUGUUAUUUUCUUCAUUGUUUGCUUUUUUUUUGUCAUUGUAAACUGUUCAAGUAUUUAAUAUUGUUUUUAUGUUUGGAGGACGGCCCUCAUUGCUUCGCUUCUGCCGUUUUCUGUGAGACAAAAUCAGAAAUAGUGAAGCAUAUGAAUAAAUGUAAAUGACUGAAAACCCUACAAACGUCUCAAAGGUGUUAACUUUAUCU
This is a messenger RNA of Pelmatolapia mariae (spotted tilapia), 1365 nucleotides long. RefSeq names its product dynactin 5 (gene dctn5). The record is from RefSeq and is a predicted model, not a curated record. Gene Ontology annotation, cellular component: dynactin complex. The coding region runs from base 111 to 659 and encodes 182 amino acids. NCBI's taxonomy places the organism in Eukaryota, Metazoa, Chordata, Actinopteri, Cichliformes, Cichlidae. The transcript is spliced from 6 exons.